This is a messenger RNA of Trichoderma virens Gv29-8, 1356 nucleotides long. RefSeq lists its product as uncharacterized. Lineage: Eukaryota; Fungi; Ascomycota; Sordariomycetes; Hypocreales; Hypocreaceae. Gene Ontology annotation, biological process: biosynthetic process; amino acid metabolic process. Gene Ontology annotation, molecular function: transaminase activity; pyridoxal phosphate binding. The record is from RefSeq and is a predicted model, not a curated record. The coding region runs from base 1 to 1356 and encodes 451 amino acids. The transcript is spliced from 3 exons.
AUGCCCAACGACGCAGCCAAGUCCGUAAAUGAUGCGCCUCAGCAGUCUACCUCCGGCGGCGAAAAGACGGAGCGUCGGGGGGCCAUCUCGCAGCGAGCCUCGAGAAACCUCGCAUGGUUCCUCAAGAAGCACGCUGGGCACAUGGCCCGCAUGGAGGCUAAACAGCCACAGAUCGAUCUCAUGACGGCAGAAAACUGGAUCAUGCGCGAUGCCCUGACAGUCCUCUACAAGGAUUACAUCUCUGCCGGCCUAUCGACCAAAUCUCUAUCCUAUGCAGACGGCCUUGGUGGUGACCCGGCGCUUCUCCAGGCGACGGCCGAGUUUUUCAACCGACACUUCAAACCGGUAAUCGCGGUAAAGCCCGAACACAUCGUGACGGGAGCAGGAUGCAGCGCCAUACUGGAUAACAUGUUGUACGACGUAUGCGACCGGGGCGACGGCGUCCUUGUGGAAGCUCCCUUCUGGGGCGGGUUUGAAACGAGCUUUGUCUUGAGAUCAGAAGCUGUGCCAGUCCAUGUCCAGCCCACCGACCGAUCGAGCCGAGCCGAGACCUUCAUCGCAGCAUAUGAGGAAGCCUUGACCUCGUCGAAGUGUCCCAUCAAGGCGCUGCUCUUCUGCAACCCGCACAACCCUCGUGGCGAUUUAUAUCCUCGUGAGCAUAUCGAGGCGCUGCUUCAAUUCUGCGAGACUCACGACAUACAUUUCAUAUCGGACGAGAUCUACGGUCUGUCGACGUUCCACGACGGCGGACGCGAAAAUGGACCAGGCUUCGUUUCGGUUCUUGAGUGCGACUUGAAGAAACUCAAUGUAGAUCCGGCACGGGUACACAUCAUCUACAGCAUUAGCAAAGACAUGGGAAGCAGUGGGUUAAGGCUCGGAUUUCUCGUCACGCAGGCGCACCCUGAUCUUCGCCUAUCUCUGGCCAUAUCCAAUCACUCCAAGGUCUCAACUUUGACUUCUACGGUGGCUACCGCCCUGCUCUCCAACAAGGAAGGGCUUGAUGAAAUACUCGCAGAGAGCAGGAUCAAGCUAGCUGCGUCAGCGGGCGCCAUAAUGGACUUCCUUUCACACCACGGCUUCAAAUACAUCCGCCCUCUCGCGGGUAUCUUCAUAUGGGCACGUCUGGGUACUGUUGGUUGCACCUGGGAGGAAGAACGGGAGCUGAGCCGUAAGCUUCAGAUGGAAGGGGCAUCUCUCGGUGCGGGUGGCAGCUAUUGUGCUAUCGAGCCCGGGUGGUUUAGGAUCACUUUUGCCCUACCCACGCCGGUGAUGAACAGAGCUAUGAGGGUGAUUGAAGACGCCCUUGGACUUACAAACCACUGGGAGCCGGAAGUGCAAACGCGGGCGGAGGCCUAG